Molecule: messenger RNA, 1623 nt
Organism: Penicillium coprophilum
Lineage: Eukaryota; Fungi; Ascomycota; Eurotiomycetes; Eurotiales; Aspergillaceae
Exons: 3
Coding region: 1-1623 (540 amino acids)
Biological process (GO): carbohydrate transport; transmembrane transport
Cellular component (GO): membrane
Molecular function (GO): carbohydrate:proton symporter activity
Source: RefSeq, a predicted model, not a curated record
AUGGCGCCCAAGGAAAUUUUGGCAGAAUCGACAAUUGCUCGCUAUGUGAAAACCAUUCGAUCAUGCCCUCGUGAAAUCAUUGCUAAUAGGCAGAUUUUGUUAACGGCCGCUAUGUAUGCAACGGCGGGGCUUCCAAUUAUCCCCAUUCAAGAGAACAGGGCUGCCAUUAAUGCAUUUUUCACAGCUUGGGACCAAGGGUCCUCUUCUGUGAUCCCAUCACUUCCUGGUUUCCAAGAGGCCUUCGGCAUCACGUCAGCCACAAAUCCCACUGAAGUCUCUAACUUUAUUUCAUUUGUCUAUAUUGGUGCUGGGGUCGGCGCUGGCCUUUCAUUCUUCAUCAACGAUCGUGUCGGACGUCUAUGGUCUUUCCGCUUAUACAUGGUCAUAUGGAUCAUCGGCCAGAUGAUCGCUACCUGUUCCUCCGGUAACAUCGGAGCCUUAUAUACAGCGCGCAUCGUCUCAGGUCUUGGAAUAGGCGCUCUUACGGUCAUCGGCCCAGUCAGUAUUGUUGAAAUAGCACCAACUGAAAUUCGAGGACUCCUUUCGGUAUGGUUCAGCGUGGUGAUGCUCCUGUCGCUGACGGUGUCUGUUUUUGUGGUCCUGGGUGUUUAUCUUCAUGUCGCCAGCAGCCAUCUGCAAUACCAGAUUGUAUUCUUUGUACCGAAUAUUGCAGUGGCUUUGAUCAUUAUCGCGAGUUUCUUCUUAUCGGAGAGUCCACGGUGGCUUUUUCUCGUCAACAAACCUGAGCAAGGCAUCGAGACCCUUGUGGCAUUACGUGGCUUGCCUGCUACCCAUCCGCGCAUUGCCUCCGAAGUCGAAGAUAUUCAGAAACAGAUUGAGACGCAGCAGAAAUUCCAACACAAUGGUUCCCGAACAGGCAUUGUGGAAUUGUUUAAGGAGACUUUCCUCGUGCCAUCCAACCUACGUCGAGUUCAACAAACCUUCAUAUCAUACGCAUUAGCACAACUGUCCGGCGCAAACAGUGUGACCUCAUAUUUGGUGCCAAUCCUCAGUCUCAUGGGACUAGGUGGCGGAACGGACCGUUCGCUGUUCUUAUCUGGGAUGUAUUCCAUGGCGAAGUUCUUUUUCACACUGAUUGCAAGUUUCUGUUUUAUCGAUAUGCUGGGGCGUCGCAAAAGCUUCUUUACUGGCGUAACACUCCAGAUGGUCUCUGACAUCUACAUUGGUGUCUAUAUCAAAUACAGACAAAGCGGUCUCGUUGCAAGCAACGCUAGCCAGGCGGCCAUUGCUGCUAUAUUUAUUCAUGGCUUUGGCUUUGCUGUUGGUCUCCUAAUUCUCCCAUACGUCUUCGGCGCAGAAAUAUGGCCCAAUCAUAUUCGCUCCUUUGGUGCAGCCAUCUCACAGUGCUUCCAUUGGCUUUUCUUCUUUGGCAUCAAUAAAGCUACUCCAUCCCUCCUCGCGAAGACCAACAAUUGGGGCGCAUUUCUAUUCUUUGCGGCAUGGUGUUUUAUCUCACUCGUUUAUGCCUACUUUGUGAUCCCAGAAACUGCAAGCGAAGGGCUUGAAAACUUCGACGCCAUCUUUGAGCAGCCGCUGUGGAGGGCGUAUCGUGGUACCCAGCGGAAACAUAUAGCAUGCAUUGAAGCUUGCGAAGUACCGUAA